AAGCGAAAUCCUUUCAGAGUUCCCGUGAGAUUGCUUCACUUUCGAACCCAAGGAAGCUUCAAACCAUUUGUUUGCUGAAAAGUGCGAAUCGGGAGAGGAAACUUCAGCGAAUUUGAAUCCUGUGAAUUCGCUGAAGAAUGCAGCGAUUGAGGACCUCGAGGUCUUCAAUCAUGGGGUCACUGGCAGUGCCUCACUUGAAAAGAAAAGCUUUGAAUUCAUGGUCUUCUGUUCAGGACACGUUUUAUUCGACCAAGGAUGUUUUUGAGAGGCACAGAGUCGUCUUUACAGUUGGAACAUCUGUAGCAUCCGUCGCUACAGCUUGGAUUGGUUAUACUAUGCGCCACCUUCAUGAUUCAAAAGUUGAUCAAAGGCUUUCCUCAAUUGAACAAGCUAUGAAGAAUAAUCAUAAUAUUGAACACAAAGAAUUAGAGAAAUUGGCUAGCUCAGGUAGUUGCAGCAUUGCAGCUUGUGUUGCCACUGCUGGAACCACUUUAGUUAUCGGUUUCUUCAUUUUGAAGGUAUCACCUGAGGUUAAAAGAAACCAAAGGUAUGGUUUGGGCUGGCGAGGUGGAAAUUGGUAUGCAAAUAGGAAGUUGAGGAAGGGGCAGAUGAAAUUGCUCGAACAGAUCAAACCUAAAACGUGGCAACUGAAGUUGAGAAGGCCACUAAUAAGACCCCGAGUCUCAGAGAAAACUGCUGUUGAAAAGUCGGAAGCAUUGUAGAAGGAUGCAACCACCAUUGCACAUAAUUGGAGAAACCAAUCUUUGACAGAAGGAAUAUACGAUAGCUAGUUUUAUCUGAAAAGUUAAGAGGAAAAUAAUUAUUUACAAGAUUUUAUGCAUUGGAGACUUGUCUAUACCUGUCUGCCUUACCCAGAAUUAUAAUGAUCAAUUUUGUCAUUUACUUUUCGUCUUUGAGA
Diospyros lotus (date-plum) is the source of this 919-nucleotide messenger RNA. RefSeq lists its product as uncharacterized. The transcript is spliced from 6 exons. The coding region runs from base 138 to 722 and encodes 194 amino acids. The record is from RefSeq and is a predicted model, not a curated record. NCBI's taxonomy places the organism in Eukaryota, Viridiplantae, Streptophyta, Magnoliopsida, Ericales, Ebenaceae.